AAUGGGAUAUGCCCCUUCUCUCAUGUGAGCAGGAAAAGUUUCCCUGACAGCCACAAGACCCUGAAAUUUACAGUCACAUUCCCUUAGGUAGUGGUCACAAACCAGCAGUCAAACUAAACUGCACGUGCGUCUGUGUGUCGUGUGUGGCUCGCGUUUUAUCCGGCUGCAGAAGGCAGUGAUGGUGGAACUGCAUCUCCAGCAGGAGUGGCAAGGAAUUUCGGACACCAGCUUCUACUGUAUUAUAACAGGGAAGAAAAUUAUGGAACACUUACUGUUCAGGGCAAAGAAGAUUUAAGAUAGCAAUUAAGAAAUUUAAGAUUCAUCAUCUUCUGACCACAUUGGUGGAAUGUGGAGGGGGUUUGACACUGCACAGAAGAUGAUCAUGUCUUACAGGAACUGGCUGCAAGUUUUCAGCUCUUUGAAACUGCUUCAUCAGCCACAAGCUCAAACCAUGAUCGGACAAGAGUCAAGAGAAAGAAGAUUGGAGUGGAGAGAAUACAGUGGUGUGGGGGGUUCUCCUUCUGGCAAUAUCAGCACCAAGGAAGAAGAACUGCCCAAGAAGUAGAGGAAUAGAUCUUAGUCAUCUGGAUUCAAGAACAAUGUCUCUUCCCAGACAGCUGCGAGAAAAGAGUGAUUUUGACCAGCUUCCAGAUGAUGUACCUGUUUCAGCUAAUAUUGCAGAUAUUGAAGAGAAGAAAGGCUUUACUAAUUACUAUAUGUUUGUCAUUGAAGUAAAGCUUAAAGGUGGUGGCAGAUACCUGAUUUUCCGGCGCUAUCGUGAGUUCUAUGCUCUGCACACCAAACUAGAGGAGAGAUAUGGGCCAGAGAGCAAUAACAGCCCAUUUACCUGCACACUCCCUGUACUGCCAGGAAAAGUUUUUGUUGGGGCCAAAAAGGAAAUUGCUGAGAAUAGGAUUCCUAUCCUAAAUGUCUACAUUAAGAACCUACUCUGCCUCCCUGCUUGGGUGUUGAUGGAUGAGGACGUUCGGCUGUUCUUCUACCACUCAACCUUUGAUGGUGAGCAGGUGCCUCACAGACUGAGACGGCUUCGCCCACGGACACGCCGAAUUAAGAGCAUUUCAGAUCAAUUGCCUGUUUUUGACCGCACCGCAGCUCCACGGGCUGAGGCACUGUUUGAUUUUCCUGGAACCAAUAAACUGGAACUCAGAUUCAAGAAGGGAGAUUUGAUCUAUCUACUCAGCAAAGUAAACAAAGACUGGCUGGAAGGAACUGCUGAUGGUGCCACUGGGAUUUUCCCAUGUGCUUUUGUGAAGAUCAUAAAAGAUUUACCACAGCAGGAAGACACAGUUAAUAAAGUUCGCUGUUAUUACUAUGAUGAGACCGUAAGCACCAUCAGGGAUAUCUCAGUGGAAGAGGAUCUGAGCAGCAUUCCAUCAUUCAAAGAUCUAAUGGAAUUGAUGAGGCAGGAGUUUAACAAAGAUGACAUUGUUUUGAAUUACCGGGACCAUGAUGGUGAUCUGAUCCGCUUGCUCUCCGAUCAGGAUGUUGAACUCAUGGUGUCUCAAAGCAGAAGAAGUCCCUCUGAGAAGCACUUUUUCCCUUGGAAGUUGCACAUCACUCACAAAGAUGACUUAGGUGUCUACAACACUAGUCCAGGAACAGGUGCUACUCAAACAGUAGGGGCAAUGUAAGUGCUAUAUAGAUAUCCCUCUCUGCAGAGAGUUUCCUUCAACAUGUCUUUGGAGUGUCCUUGAAAUGAGUAAUUUUUAGUGAUAUAUUAUAUUCAGUGUAAAAUCUGUACUUAGUUAACUUCUUCAGCUUUUUAGCACACAUCUGCAGUACAGACAUCUACAUAGAGACCAGAGAAAGUGAGGAAUAGAGAAAUAAAAUCACAGGCCAUAUUUACAAAGCAAGUCAGUGUUAGCCUGCAAUAGAGGUCUCCUGAGCCCCUAGACCUGCUCUAGUUUCUGUUCUCACUCCCAAGGCUAGUUUUUUGUCCAAAAUGUCUUCAUAAGCUUUUGUUUUUUCUCUAGACUCCCAUAAAUUUCUCUUCCUUUGCUGAUCUGAAGGUUUGUGGGCCACUGUAUAAUUAUUUCUCUCAUGUUGGAGUCUGACUGGGCGUUCAGAGUUUGUCCUAGGAGCAUCAAGAAAACUUUUUUGGAGUUCAGUGAAGAAAUUGCAGCCCAUCUUAGAUUUCUUCUUUUCCACUGACCAGUAUAUUGAAUUCUGUGAAUCAAACCUAGUACACCUGUGGUGUUCCUUAUAGACCUUUAUAUAAUUGUACAAUCUACUUAUUUUCAUGUCCUGGGAAAAUGUGUAGGAUAUCUACUAAAAAAGCAGCUUCUUCUCUAUCUUCUGCUUUCUGACACUGCAUUUAAAAGUAGAACUAACAAGAAAUUGCUGGAUCAGAUUCUUCAACAAAUAAAGUUAAAUAUUAGUUCAUCA
This is a messenger RNA of Vidua macroura (Pin-tailed whydah), 2406 nucleotides long. RefSeq names its product neutrophil cytosolic factor 4 (gene NCF4). Gene Ontology annotation, biological process: respiratory burst; phagocytosis; superoxide anion generation. Gene Ontology annotation, cellular component: NADPH oxidase complex. The coding region runs from base 600 to 1652 and encodes 350 amino acids. Lineage: Eukaryota; Metazoa; Chordata; Aves; Passeriformes; Viduidae. Gene Ontology annotation, molecular function: protein binding; superoxide-generating NADPH oxidase activator activity; phosphatidylinositol binding. The transcript is spliced from 14 exons. The record is from RefSeq and is a predicted model, not a curated record.